AUGGCGGUUGAGGAUGAUGUCCAAAACCCGCUGCACACGGGAAUUGAUACCGAGAAGGAUGAGCACCAUAACAGGAAAGAGUCGACCAGCCCGUCCGAGCAGGCUGACAACACCCACGCCGAACAUGCUUCGCAAGUGUCCAGCAGCGAGAGCGACUCUCGCGGUAAGGUCAGGCCGGACGGAAAGCGAGAACUAACCGAAGACGACGCAUACGAUGCACUUGGGUUCUGCUUUCGGUGGUAUAAGAAGUGGACAAUCCUCACCGUCAUCUUCGUUGUCCAGAUGUCCAUGAACUUCAACAGCAGCACCUACUCCUAUGCGGUAUCUGGGCUGACGGAAGAGUUCAACAUUAGCAAGCAAGCAGCGCGGACCGGUCAGAUGAUCUUCUUGGUUGCCUACGCCUUUGGAUGUGAGCUUUGGGCACCAUGGAGUGAGGAGUUUGGCCGAUGGCCUAUCAUGCAGCUCAGUUUGACGUUCAUGAAUAUUUGGCAGAUCCUUUCAGCAUUAGCCCCGAACUUUGGGUCCAUGCUUGUUAGUCGUUUUCUGGGUGGUAUCAGCUUAGCUGGAGGCUCUGUCACGCUGGGGAUGACUGCUGACAUGUGGGAAGCCGACGAUCAAGGCUUCGCCGUGGCAUAUGUGGUGUUGUCGUCUGUGGGUGGUACUACAAUUGGACCCUUCUUCGGUGGUAUGAUGGAGCAGUGGCUGCAUUGGCGAUGGAAUUUUUGGAUCCAGCUCAUCUUCGGCGGCGUUACCCAGAUCCUGCAUCUUUUACUCGUACAAGAAACGCGCUCAACUAUUCUUCUUGAUCGGGAGGCCAAGCGCCGCCGCAAGACCGGCGAAGACCCCAAUGUCUACGGGCCCAACGAAUUGAAGUCCCCAAGACUUGACUUCAAGGAAGUCCUGGCUAUUUGGCGCCGACCAUUUGAGAUGUUCCUGCGUGAACCAAUCGUUCUUUGCCUCUCUCUGCUUUCUGGUUUCUCCGACGCCCUGAUCUUCACCUCCAUCGAGUCGUUCGCUCUUGUCUUCGAGCAGUGGGGCUUUGACCCCCUGAGGAUUGGUCUCUGCUUUGCAACGAUCAUCAUAGGAUACCUCAUGGCCUAUGUAAUCUUCAUACCCGACAUCUGGCGUCAGCGCAAGAUCCGCAAGGAACAAGGGAAUGCCGCUCGCUUGCCAGAGCGCCGCCUCCUACUUCUUCUGUUUAUAGCUCCACUGGAAGCCAUCGGACUUUUCGGAUUCGCGUGGACGACGAUGGGUCCAGACUAUAAUCACUGGAUCGUGCCUCUAAUCUUUAUGUUCCUGAUCGCGAUCGCCAACUAUGGUAUAUACAUGGCUACGAUCGAUUACAUGGUCGCCGCUUACGGUCCGUACUCUGCCUCUGCGACGGGCGGCAACGGGUUUGCUCGUGAUUUCCUCGCUGGUCUGUCCGCCAUGUAUGCGACGCCGAUGUAUCAAAACAUUGGCGGCAGAUUUCAUUUGCAAUGGGCGAGUACGAUUCUCGGUGUUUUGGCCAUCUUUGUCACUAUCCCAAUCUAUGUCUUCUAUUGGAAGGGGCCGCAGAUCCGGGAGAAGAGCAAGUUCGCUCAAACCCUGGCGGCAGAUCGGGCGCUUCAUGAGGGUAGGAGGGUUAGCUAUAUGAGUGGGAGGGAGAGGCCCUAUGCGGCUUGA
Aspergillus mulundensis is the source of this 1665-nucleotide messenger RNA. Its product is annotated as Multidrug efflux pump of plasma membrane. Gene Ontology annotation, molecular function: transmembrane transporter activity. The record is from RefSeq and is a predicted model, not a curated record. Gene Ontology annotation, biological process: transmembrane transport. The transcript has a single exon. Lineage: Eukaryota; Fungi; Ascomycota; Eurotiomycetes; Eurotiales; Aspergillaceae. The coding region runs from base 1 to 1665 and encodes 554 amino acids.